Messenger RNA from Amphiprion ocellaris (clown anemonefish), 4482 nucleotides. It is a transcript of the gene gab1, whose product is annotated as GRB2-associated binding protein 1. Bases 485 to 2848 code for a protein of 787 amino acids. The record is from RefSeq and is a predicted model, not a curated record. The transcript is spliced from 14 exons. Lineage: Eukaryota; Metazoa; Chordata; Actinopteri; Pomacentridae.
GAAAGACGGAGCCACCCUGUCAAUCACAAUUAAGGAACCAUGGGAGUAAACUGGUAGGGGAAGCUCGGCGAAACCACCGUGUUUAUGGUUUUUUUUUAAAAUUUGCGCACAGACGACAACUAUGCACCGGUUCCCUGUGGGACGUUUACCUCCGAGCUCGCUUUACGGUUGGGAAUCGCUCCACUUUGACGGGAAUUAGCAUGAGACGUUACAUGUAACAACAAAAACUUAGCGACUUUCAGUUGCCUGUUUUUUUUUUUUCUUUUUUUUCUUUUGCCCCCACAGAAGCUCCAACUUUGAACAAAAAAAAAAUUUUAAAAUACACAAUUCACGGUUGAUAUUUGUUCCAACAGCUGACUUCAGGCUCAGGAUACUGUGGUUUGUUUUUGACUCCAACUCGUGGAAAUCUGGUCACACAGAGCUGCCUGGUCGGUAGAAGAAGAAGAAGACACUCCCAAAAGAGAGAGCAAGGAAAGCAGCAGAGAUGAGUGGGGGAGAGGUGGUGUGUUCAGGGUGGCUCAGAAAGUCUCCUCCUGAAAAAAAGUUGAGACGUUACGCAUGGAAGAAGCGGUGGUUUGUUCUUCGCAGUGGCCGUCUGACAGGCGACCCAGACGUGUUGGAGUACUACAAGAAUGACCAUACCAAGAAGCCCAUUCGUGUGAUUGAUCUCAACUUGUGUGAGCAGGUGGAUGCUGGACUGACAUUCAGCAAGAAAGAGUUGGAGCACAGCUUCAUAUUCGACAUCAAGACCAUUGAUCGUGUCUUCUACCUGGUGGCUGAUUCUGAGGACGAGAUGAACAAGUGGGUUCGCCACAUCUGCGACAUAUGUGGUUUUAACCCCACUGAAGAAGACCCAGCAAAAGCAGCUCACCAGGCAGCCACCACGGGGCUGGUGGUGGAUACGCCCCCACACCCGGCUCUGGGUAAUAUUGUUGGUCCAGCAGCCGCAGUGUUGUCCACCGUGCCACCUCCAUACCAGCCGGUCAGUGUGCGACACCUGGACUCUCAGUCCAGUUCAGAAGAGCCCCAGGAUUACCUGUGGUUGGCAAACUGUGAGAGCAAAAAGCCUGAACCCAACAGCUCAGUUGAGCUUCACUCUCUAUUGGAGGGGGACCAGGAGUAUUUGCUCCUGGAGGAGUGUGAGAGCAAGACACUUCCUCCACAGGCUAGUCUAGCCCAUGCUGAGUGUUCCAAGUCUACCUCUUCAGAGACAGACCUGAAUGACAACCUCCCAUCUCACCGGACGCCCACCUCCUCCACUUCCUCCGCUAAACACACCUCGCACAAUGGCUUCUUCCCGCAGCACUCGACUCCCACCUCCGCCCCUUCCACUAUCUAUGACUCGCCUCCGUCACGUGGUGCCUCACUCUCAACUGACAGCGGCCUUUAUCACCUCCCUCGGAGCUACUCCCAGGACACUGUGCUGCUCCCCAAGUCAGCUUCCUCCCCUCCGGCUCAUCCAGACGGCGGGGACGGCGACCUUUAUGUCUUUAACACGCCGUCACGGAAGCCCUCAAUGGAGACACAGAUGCGCAACCUUUCUAUCAGUUAUGACAUCCCACCCACACCUGGUGCAAACUGUACCUACCAGGUGCCCCGUACGUUGUCAUCAUCGACAGGGGUGGGGGGAUCGGAGGGUGGGGGAGAUGUAGUACCCCCACCCAGACCACCCAAGCCUUCACUCAGUUCCACCUCAGGACCCCCGCCACCCCCUGCUGAGCGCUCACCUACGGACACCUAUUGUGUGCCUCGCUCAGCCUCAGAGACAGAUGGAAACUACUGUGUGCCUACUAGCGCUGGGAGUAAGGCUUUGCGCAGCAACACUAUUGGCACUGUGGACUGUUCACGACUCCGCAAAGAUUUUGGAUCCCAGGACUGCUAUGACAUUCCUAGAUCAUUCCCCUCUGACAAAAGCUGCUCGUUUGACUUCAAUGAAAGCAUGAACAGCUACUUUAAAAACAAAGGAAUGAUGCCAGUGGGUAGUCAGUCAAUGGAAGAGGUCGACCAGAACUACGUACCUAUGAGUGCCAACUCCCCGUCACAUCACCACUCAGGCAGUUUGUCAGAGCCCAUGCACGAACCCAACUAUGUGCCCAUGACCCCAAGCACUGAGUUCUCCUCCCUUGGAAAACAGGUUCCCCCACCCGCCCACAUGGGAUUUCGCUCAAGCCCAAAGACCCCUCCUCGCAGGCCACUGCUCAGUGACUGCCAGCCCCCACCUGUUGACCGAAAUCUUAAACCUGAUCGCAAAGGUCAGAGUCCUAAAAUAAUAAGAGCAAAAGGUGUCUGUUUAGAGCGAACCGACUCUCAAACCGUAGGUGAAUUCCCGAGGCGACGCAAGGGAAAACCUGCUCCACUGGAGAUCAAACCUCUGCCAGAAUGGGAGGAGCCCUGUACACCUGUACGCUCACCUGUCACACGGUCAUUUGCUCGGGAUUUCUCUAGGUUCCCAAUGCCAGCGAGACCCCCGUCAGUGCAUAGCACGGCCUCCAGCACUGACUCCGAGGACUCUGCUGAGAAUUAUGUAGCGAUGGUCUCUAAUAUGCCCACAGAUGAACCAAUCAUGAAGCUCGCUGCGCCCAUGACUGCGGAUGGUGGGAGUAGCCCUAUGGUGAAGCCGAAGGGAGACAAACAGGUGGAGUACCUGGAUUUGGAUCUUGAAUCCGGCAAGUCUACCCCACCUCGGAAGAUGAAAAGCAAUGGAACUGGCAUCACAGCAUCAGAUGAGCGUGUAGACUAUGUGGUUGUGGACCAGCAACGGACACAGGCCCUUAAGAGCACCCGGGAGGCCUGGAGCGACGGCCGCCAAUCCACAGAGACAGAUACCCCCACCAAAGGACCCAAGUGACCCUGUUGUCCCAACCACCAACCCACUUUCCAAGCCCCCAAACUACCAGAACUUUUACACCAGUGCAGGUUCUGGUUUGUGCUUUGGGACGGUCCAACUAUCACGUUCCACCUCAACAAUAUCCUUAGUGUCUAAGAGCCAGUGGAGCAACUCAACUGUCUUUAGUUUACACUGCUGUCGGGCCUAGCAGAGCACUGUCGUACAGAGGGGUGUGGGCCAGGAAUAAGCUUUAUGCAGUAUGAAAGCAGGUGGAAUGACUGGACUAGUCUUUGGGGUUUGACUUAUGCAGAUUCAUGAACUUUGAACAUUCACUGCCUCCGAAAAGGAUUAGAGGUUUCUUGAUCAACUUUCAACGGCCUGCGGGCUGAUCCAGAAUUAACAUUUCCUUAAAUUGUAAUGCCGUUUGAUGUUGUUUUGGAGUGAAAUCACUUGAUAAUAUGAUCACAGUAGCUUGUCAGUGCAGCACUACUAGUUAGCAUAGCAGGUUAACACUUCAGUUUGGAGCGCGGUGAAGUUUCAUUGGACACAGUUCACAGGUUGUUUCUUCCUCAAGUUAUGGUGGGUGGUUUUAACUGACCCUGAUCUGUAUCCAAGGCAAACUUCAAACCCAAAUCCCAGUACAACAGAAUUUCAGAGAUGUUAGUUUUCCUUUCAAAACAAAGGCAGUUGAACUUGUUCAUUUUUUAAUGUAACCAAGUGCUAAAUUCAAGCUUCUGAUUCACUCAAGGUUUAAUCCACUGAACAUGAUUUGAUUUCCAUUUAUUUUCUAAGUGGUGAUGCUUCGAUUUGUUACAGUGGAAGUGCAAAGACUGUACAAAAGUGUUAUGUAUAUAUACAGGAAGCGUCCUUUAUUUGUAUGGAAUAUCCAACGUGUUUGACUCGACGGUAUACGGAUUCUGCAGGGUAGAAUCCUGUACCUGUAUUAGAUGGUAUCAGGACUUGUGAUUAAUGAAUGAAUUACUGUGAGUUUUUAAACGAACGUGACAGGUUUUCUAUAAGUUAUGCAAAGGUAUCAAACUUAGGCUAGAGAGAGAGAAAAUCAGGUACUCUUUAUAAAUGCAUACUAAUACAGCUUUCCAUUUCUAAUUUAUUUCUCAAGCUAUUUCAUCAGGUGGAUGUCAUGUCCAUUUUUAGCUCAGUAUUCUUGAUUCAUAUGGAGGAACAUUUGCUAGAGUCUGUUUAAAUGGUCAGUUAGUUUCACAAGUUCAUUCCCCCUUUCCCUUCCUCAUUUCUCUCUCCUUUAGGUUUAAUUUAUUUUAAAUUGAACUGGCAUACAGUUUUGGGUAAUUGGCUGCCUCAUGUAGUCAACUUGAUGCAUCUUUUUUAGACAGUUAAAAAGUCUUUGUCUACAUAGAUUUGUGCUUUUACUAACCUGUCUACUCUCUUGCAGAAAUCCCAAGCAUGUGCUACCACAAGACAAAAACCAUUGCUGUACAUAUUUUGCCAUCGAUUAGAUUAACAUGUAUCUUUUAAAAGACGUGCCUACUAAGUCAUCUUCACUCUACUUUGCUCUUUCCUUAUUGCAGUCUCUUCGUGAUACGGACUGCAAAGCUGAUGAUGCUUUAUCUUUUUUAAUGAAUCUCAACAGAAAAUGUAAAUUUUAAAAAAUGGACUAAAUAAAAUCCAGCAUCUUA